UGCACCAUGUAUCGGAAUGAGGUGUUGCAAUUCUAAUGGAAAGGAUAUAAUUGCUUCUCCUACCAGAGCUAAUUGUUCAAUGAUUGUGACGACGAUAGAGCUGUUUGUUGCCGACAAUCACUCUGAAUAAAGCCAUAAACCAUGCAACUCCGCGUAAUGGAUAUUACAUUAAAAUAUUCAACGAUGAAUGAUUGUUAUAUUGCUGCAAAUUAUUAAUGAAUAAAGCCAUGGAUAAAACAGAUGCAGGUGUCCCCGUUAUGUACAUAGUAAUUGCCAUUGCAAUAUCGAUUACCUUGGUGAGCACCGUUAUUGGAUACGUUGCUUGGAUAGCGUGUAAAGGCCGACGUCAGAAACGACAAGUAUACUGGAAAAAGACGUAUAAGGAAACGAGCUCGCCAGAAUCCAUUCUUGACCACAACUUAAAAAUAAGCAAAAGCACACCAGACCUGACAUUUGAAACAGAUAUUUUAGGAAAUGAAUCGCGAUAUUCCCGGGCUAAAUCCUUCUUUCAGGCAUUGCGACAGUCCACAAUGCCAACGGUGUCUGAACGACAUCAGCUUUUCCAUCGUCACAUGUCCCAUCAAAUUGAUCUCUCGAAAAUAGAAUUUUCAGUGCAAAGUGCCAAACACACGGAACAACCAAGUUUAGGUGUAAUUAAACCCGAGUUGUACAAGCAAGUGUCUGUGGAUAGUGUGAAAUCUGAACAUUUAGUUUGCGGACAGCUGCAAUUUAGUCUACAAUACAGCUACGAAUUGAAUCAAAUCACUAUUGGGAUUCUGAAGGCGAUUAAUUUGCCACCAAAAGAUUUUUCAGGCACAUCAGACCCGUACAUAAAGACUUAUCUGUUGCCUGACAGACGACAAAAGUACCAGUCGAAAGUACACAGAAAAACUCUAAAUCCUGAAUUUAACGAAAAGUACACAUUUAAUGUACCAUUUAGUGAUCUUCACGAAAGAGUGCUACAUUUUAAUAUCUAUGACUUCGAUCGAUUUUCCCGCCAUGAUCUGAUAGGGACAGUCACGGUGCCAGACAUAGUCCCCGAGGGAAAUAGACUCGUAACGGAGACGUUUUUUGUCCGAGACAUUCUUUCAUCCUAUCAGGAAAAGUUUGACCUAGGCGAGAUCAUGCUGACCUUGUGCUACCUUCCGACUGCAGGACGAUUGACAUUAACAGCAGUCAAGGCCAGGUCUCUGAAGGCCAUGGACAUAACAGGUUCUUCAGAUCCGUUUGUGAAGGCUUCCCUUGUGUGCGAAGGCAAGAGGAUUAAAAAGAAGAAGACGACAGUGAAACGGAAUACGUUGAAUCCUGUAUACAACGAGGCAAUGGUUUUUGACGUCCCAAGAGAAAACGUUGAAGACGUAGAUAUAAUCAUCAAAGUAAUCGAUUACGACAGGAUUGGCAGAAAUGAAAUUAUGGGCUGUUUUGGGGUAGGGCCUCGGUUUACCGGAACCGGAAGAGACCACUGGUAUGAGAUGCUCGAAAAUCCCCGAAAGCCCGUGGCACAAUGGUAUACUCUCCAGGAACACGUGCACGGACAGGACUUAAAACAUGGCGGUCGUGGCUGCUUUCGUUAUCGCCAGGCGACGACUGACUCGACAUGUAGCGAGGCUAGCAUGUAAAAUGAUAACAUUCCGUAGGAGUAUAAUGUUGGAGUAUUUUAACGAUAUGACUUUCACACGAAUUAAGAUCAUCGUGGUUAUUGCAGAUAACACCUUUUUGAUGUCCUCUGAAUCAAAGAAAAUAUUAACUUUCUCCUGUUAAACGGCGUGAAUAUAGAAGAAGAUAAAUUCUCGGCAAUAUAUGACACAGAAAGUCGAUGGAUUAAAUGUUAAUAUUCGACGCCAAAAGACAGCAAUCCUUUUUUUUUCAUUCCGUUAGGUGCUCUUUUGUUGUAUCAUGGUCUUUGUUGUAUCCUCGGUGUAUAUGGUAAUUCUGGAUUAUGUAGAUGUCGGUUUAUAUUAUACUGUGUGAAUCCUUUGAUGAUACCAAUUAUUAACGUCAUAUCAGGGUGCAGACGGUCAUUGGAUUCUAUGAGAAGUAUGUACGAAUGGUUAAGAUGAAGACGAGUAUAUAUCAUAUACUAUAUUUUGUAUGAUUCUGAAAAAUACGCUUUACUUUUAAAAGGCAAUAUUUACUUUAUUUGACUUAGGUAACCUAUUAUAAAAUAAAAGUAUGAUCGUUACAAAAAAGACAAAAAAAAGACAUAUCCUAAUUCUGACAUCGCUUUACCUUAAUGUAUGCUGAUGUAUAAGAGAACAUUCUACUUUCUCUGUAUUGGAACUCACAAGAUUUGGGUAAAUGCUCUUGUCUCCGCCAAUGCGAUCUUGGAUUAGAAAGCUGCCGAUGACGAAGACCGUCAUAACCCGGCAAAAAUCAAAAUAACAAUCACUAUUAUGCAAUUGGGAUGUUUUGAAAAAUAUCGUUCAAAUAAUUAUUUGAUGCAAUUAUUUAUUGCUAAUAUCUUUUACAGUAUUAAGUUAAACAAAUGACUUUUAUACUAUAGGGGCUUAACUUUCAGUCGAAUUCAGACUUAUAAAAUAUUGUAGUUUUCCUCAUGGCAAUUUUAUCAAGAAAUUAAUAUCACAUUUCUUCUCACAAAAGUUUUAGCCAUGAUGUUCUGAAAAUCAAGACACAUUGACAUAUCACGUUUUAUUGUGUCCUAUUAACCUAUGUCAUAUUGAUUUGAGCUUUUGUUUCAUAUUUCGCUGUUUUUCUCUAGCGGGUUAAUAUGAGGUUGUCGUUAUAUGAUGUCCAUUUGUUUUAAUUCAUGUUUCAAAAAGUUUGGAAUGUUGAUUAUAUAUAAAAUUUCAUUAUAAAGUUGUGCAGUUUGUAUAAGUUCAAAUGUUGUGUUUAUAAGAUAAACAUUUUAUUGGUAAUAUCUUUUUUAUUAUAAUUGUUUGUGGGGUAAUGUUCUUUAAUGAUUUAAAGUUGCAUGUUUAUUGAUGUUAAUGUUUUAAUG
Molecule: messenger RNA, 2959 nt
Organism: Mya arenaria
Lineage: Eukaryota; Metazoa; Mollusca; Bivalvia; Myida; Myidae
Product: synaptotagmin-6-like
Exons: 5
Coding region: 216-1619 (467 amino acids)
Biological process (GO): regulation of calcium ion-dependent exocytosis; calcium-ion regulated exocytosis; regulation of dopamine secretion
Cellular component (GO): membrane
Molecular function (GO): clathrin binding; phosphatidylserine binding; calcium-dependent phospholipid binding
Source: RefSeq, a predicted model, not a curated record